Molecule: messenger RNA, 4181 nt
Organism: Apis mellifera (honey bee)
Lineage: Eukaryota; Metazoa; Arthropoda; Insecta; Hymenoptera; Apidae
Product: nuclear transcription factor Y subunit gamma-like
Exons: 1
Coding region: 532-4128 (1198 amino acids)
Source: RefSeq, a predicted model, not a curated record
GAUUCAAUCGAAGAUAAAAAAAUAUCAAAGAUCAAGCAAAAUAUAUCUGAAAAAAUCAUUGCAAAUGUCAAUAUAGAUGAAUUAAAAAAAGUUAUUAAUAAUGAAAAUAUUAAAAUUAUUGAUUCAAUUGAGGAUAAAAAAGAAUCGAAAGUCAGGCAAGUUAUAUUUGCAGAAACUAUUGCAAAUACUAAUAUAAAUAAUAAAUCAAAAGAAAUUAUUGAUAACAAAAAUACUAAAACUAUUGAUUUAGUUGAAGAUAGAAAAGAAUUAAAAUUCAGACAAGAUAUAUUUACAGAAACUAUUGCAAAUGUCAAUACAGAUAAUGAAUCAAAAGAAAUUAUUGAUAAUGAAAGUAUCAAAACUAUUGAUUCAGUUGAAGGUAAAAAAGGAUUGAAAUCUGGACAAGAUAUAUUUGAAGAAAUUAUUAGAAAUGAAAUCAAUACAAAUAACAAAUCAAAAGAAAUUAUUGACAAUAAAAUUGAAAAUAAAAAUACUAAAACUAUUGAUUCAGUAGUGAAGAUCAAGCAAGAUAUGUCUGAAUCAAUACAUCUUGCCAUUGCAAAUGCCAAUAUAAAUAAUGAAUUAAAAGAAAUUUCUGGCAAUGAAACUAUUGAUUCAAUUGAAAGUCUAAUAAAUAUGGAAAUUGAAAACAAUGAAUUACAAAUUAUUCAAACAAAGAAAAACAAUAUAUCUCAAGAAAAAUUAAUUAAUACUGACAAUAUUAUACCAAAUAAACAUAGAUUAAGUGUUAUACAAAACAAAGAUAGUUCAAACAUAGAUAUACCUCAAAUAGCUAAGGAAAUAGAAGAUAGUGGUACUUCUUUAAAAAAAGUAGAAAUAAAAAUUAAUAAUACAACAUCAUCUUCUGAUAUUUUUUGUCCCACAAAUGAUACAAUAAAUGUAACUGAAGAUUUUUCAGAACUUCAAAAUUGUAAUUUAGAUAUAAAAGAUUUUAAUGAUCUUCUUUAUAUGGAUAUUACUGAAACUUGUCAAAUCACAUCAAAUGGAAAUGUUCUUAGCAUUCAAGAAACCAUUGAAGAAGUUAUGAAUAAAAAUAUUGAUGAAAAUUCAAAUUUAAAUAAUUUAUCCGAAAUACAAAUAGAUUGUCAAGAUGUUAAAAAAACAAUAUCAAAUUGUAUUGAAGAAAAUAAUAAUAAAGAUUUAAAUAAAAUGCAAUCUUCUAAUACAAAUACAAAUGAUAGAAUUAUUUCUAUAAAUAAUAUAUGUAAUGUACCAAAAAAAGGAAAUGAAUUACCAAUAGCAGAAUUCAAAUUAAAUAUUUUAGAAAAGAAAAAUAUUCAAUCCAAUAAUCUAUCUCAGGGUAGAUUAAGAGUUUUAUCAAGCGCAGAAUUAGGUUCUAGAUGGUGUCCUACACCUAUAAACACUGUUAUGUCUACUGUACCUCAAUUUUCACAUUCUACUCCUCAUUUCACAAAUGCAGCAACUUAUGAUAAAGUUGAUUUGGAUAAUACUAUUGUUGUUUCAACAUCAAUGGCUCAAAUAGUACCUACAACAAUAUCUCUAAUUACUACAUCUGCACCUAUAGCAAUUAAUGAAACAACAAUUUCUGAAAAUAUGAGAAAAAAUAAUAUAGAUCACAAAUGUUCAAAAUCUGUUUAUUUUAUUUUCGUGAACAUACGUGACUUAAUUCAAAAAAGACGAAUGUGUUUAAAUACUAAUUUGAAUAUUAAUUAUGAUAAGUUAUUAUUUAUAGAAUUUGAAAAAUUAAGAAAAAUAUUGAAUAUAGAAGAUUAUAUUGAUUUAAUUGAUGGAGUUUUAAUUAUACUUAACAAAGAAAUGUUAGUAAUGCCAUUAUUGUCUUUAGGAGAAUUGUUUCAUUAUACGCCAUUAAUUGAAUCUUUUUAUAUUCGUUCAUCAAAUAAACGUAAAACUAUAAUAAAUAAUUCUAGUGAAUGUCAAAUUAUAACACCUGUAAUUGUUUCAAAUCAAAUAACAUCAAAUCAAAAUAGAUGUUCUAAUCCACAUGUAUCACAGAAUGUAUGUGUUACAUCUAUGCAUUCUACAUUACAACAUGUACUUCCUGUUAAUCAAAAUCAAACAUCUACAAAUGUUACUUUAAAACAAUCUUAUCAGAAUUCUCAAGGAAAAAUCAUUUUGCAAUCACAAAACAAUUCGUUUCAAAAUAAUAUGCCAAUAAAUUCUACUGCUAUUAAUAAUCAUAAUAUACAUCAACAUAAUUAUAACAUGCAAAUGCACAAAAUUGUUAGUCAACAAAAAGUUCCAAAUUCUUAUUUUGUUCAACAGAAACCAACUACAAAUAUACAUACCAUGCAAAAUUUUCCUGUACAACAUUCCUCAUUUUCUUCUAAUAUUAAUCAACUAGGAGAUCGACAAAUUUCUCUAUCCAAUUCACAAUUUAUAAAUCAACAAUAUAUUCCACAAAAUGUUUUUACAUCACAAAAAAAUACAUUUUAUAAUGUAAAUGUACCAAAUUAUCCUAUACAACAAAAUAUAAACUCAACACAUGUACAAAAUAUAGUUAUGUCUCCUGUAACUCAGCAAUAUCAAAAUCCACCACAUCAACAAAAUAUUUAUAAUAAAUCACAAGAUAUUCAGCUACAAACUAUUCCACAACAUAUAUCAUCAAAUUAUAAUAUGCAACAAUCUGUACAGCCUAUAUUUGCAAUGAAUGUAUCAUACAAUGAACUUAAACACCAAAAAAUACCACAGAAAAUAUCAAUGGAAACUUUACAAAAUCAUAUACCUGAACAAGUAUCAUCAUCUCAGAAACAGUACAAGAAAACGAAAUCUAUUUCAAAGAGAAAAGAUCUGCAAAUUUCAUUAGAAUCAACAACAAAAUUAUUCAAUAUCUUGAAAUAUAUUUCUGAUAUCCAAAAAAUUAUAUUAUUGAAACAAAUAGAUUUCUACUUUAGUUGUACUACAUGGUUACAACAACAAUUUACAUCAGGACAGUGGCAAAAAAUUAAUUCACAAAGAUCUUUAUUACUUAAUUUUCAAACACUUUUAAAACAUCUGAUAGAAAAAACUGUAAAAGAUUUUUUACAAGAUAAAUCUCAAGGAAAUAUGUUUGAAACAAAUAUACUCAAAAAUAUUAAAAUUGAUGUUCCAAAAAUGGUACAAAUUGUAGUAAACGAAAAUGAAGGAAUGUAUUGUCAGGUUGAAGUAUCUAAAGCUUAUCAAGAACAAAAUAAAAUAAUGAAUAUUAAACAAAAUUGUGUGACACAUCAAGAAAAUUUAACACAAAAUCAAUAUGAAAAAGAACAUGAAACAACUAACAAUAUUUUACAAAAUAAGGAAGUUUCAAAUGAAAAACAAAAAUCGGAAAUAUCACAUAAAGAAGUACAAAACAAAACAUUUGGAAAGAGAAUUCUGAUACAGAAAGACAAUUCUCCAAUUAAGUCAAGUUUACAAAUAUGUGAAACAUCGGAAAUUGUUAUUCAAGAGAAUAAAAUCGAAGAAGAAUCAAAUAAUUCCAAAGAUACAUACAAUUUAAAUAUUAAGGAACAAAAUUUAGGAGUACCAAGAAAAAUAAUUGAAAAUAUUUCUCAAAUAAUUGAAGAAAAAACAUCAGUAUUAUCAAAUAUGAAACUGCCUAACAAUGAUAUUCUGCAAUUAAAUCAACAUUUAGUUACUGUUGAAAUAUCUUCUAAUAAUGAUCAAGUAACUGUUAUUGAUACUAAUGCUAGUAAUGAAACUAAAUCAAAGAAUGAAGAAUCUACAGAAUAUGAAGAAUUUCAAAAAAAACUUCAAAAAGAACUUCAUAUUUCAUCAUCAUCUUUAGAAAAUACAAGUUACAAUAUAUUAGCAAUAUCUUCACCAAAAAUUGCAAAUAAUGUGAAAGAUUUUGAUAAUAAAGAUUUGAAUAAUUCUUCAUUGGAAGAAACUAUUACAUCUCAUAUUAAAGACAUUAGAAGUAUUUCAUUAGAAACAUUUGAAAAGAUGGAAGAAACUAAUAAUAUUAUAAGUACAACAGAUGGAAAUAUUGAAGAGGAAGAAAUUAAAAUAUGCUUAUUUUGUGGAAAACCUAGUACUGUAGCAUGUUCCAUUUGUUUAGAAGCUAAGUAUUGUUCUAAAGAAUGUUUCGAACGACAUUGGGAAGAUCAUUAUAAAGACUGUACACCUGUAAAAAAAAGAGUAUAUAAUUGAAAUUUAGAAUAAUUAUUUUUUUUUGUUAUUUUAUUCAUCUUUUAUAACAAAAA